AGGGUCGGGGAAAUAUGGCGUCUCCAUGUAGCAGAAGGUUUUGCUUACUACCACAUUCCCUUCAGACAUAAACGGAGCUGCUAGACAGGUUCACGGGAUAAUCUGUGAACAGAAUUUCUAUAUUUAUAACUAUUCAUGAGUCAGGAUACGGACGUUGUUUCAGUGCCCAUUCUGGGCAAGGAAGCUGUCUUUGUCGGCUUUAACCUGGAGCGACGCGUUUGCGAUUUCCUCAUUGAGAAUGCAAAGUCCUCGGCAUACGUGAUUGUUACAGACACAAACAUUGCUCCUCACUACUUGGAAAAAUACACGACAGCUCUUUCAGAAGCUGCCAAGCGUCAUGGAGUUGCUCCUCGUAUUCUUACUCGGGUAAUUCCCCCUGGUGAAACGUCGAAGUGUCGUUCUAUGAAGGCCGAGAUUGAGGACUGGAUGCUGUCUCAGUCCUGUACUCGUGACACUGUCCUUGUCGCCAUGGGCGGCGGUGUUAUUGGCGAUAUGGCCGGUUAUGUUGCUGCAACCUUUAUGCGUGGUAUUCGAUUCAUCCAGCUGCCGACUACUCUUUUGGCUAUGGUCGAUUCCUCCAUUGGUGGAAAGACUGCUAUUGACACUCCAAACGGUAAGAACUUGGUUGGUGCUUUCUGGCAGCCUUUGGCUGUUUUCGCCGAUCUCAACUUCCUCGAGACGUUGGAGCCCAGACAAUUCAUUAAUGGUAUGGGUGAGGUCAUUAAGACGGCUGCUAUGUGGAACGAAAAGGAUUUCUGUCUCCUUGAACAAAACCCCACCGUUAUUCUUGAGGCUGUUCACCGUCCUCGCGUCCCUGGACAAUUCAAGUUUGAAAACAUCCGUAACCUUUUGCAGAAGAUUAUUCUUGCUUCUGUGCGUACGAAGUGUGAGGUUGUUACUUUGGAUGAACGUGAAGGUGGCCUCCGUAACUUGCUCAACUUUGGUCACUCCAUCGGUCAUGCAUACGAGGCCAUUCUCUUCCCCCAGAUCUUGCACGGAGAGUGUGUGUCCAUUGGUAUGGUGAAGGAAUUGGAGCUUUCCCGUUACCUUGGCAUUUUGAAGCCUAACGCUGUUGGCCGUGUCACGAAGUGUCUUAUGUCUUACACCCUUCCCGUUAGUGUUCAUGAUGCUCAUAUUAAAAAGUACGCUGGUUACAAAAAAUGUCCCGUCGAUAAGCUUAUUCGCAUCAUGGCUGUCGACAAGAAAAACCAAGGUUUACAGAAGCGUGUUGUCAUCUUGAAGGCCGUUGGUGAAACUUAUGAGAAACACGCUACCGUCGUCUCUGAUGAGGAUAUUCGCGUUGUUCUGUCUCACGAUAUCCAGGUCAGUCCCUUUGACAACAGUGUUUCGGAUGUUGUUGUCACUCCUCCUGGCUCCAAGUCCAUUUCUAACCGUGCUCUCAUUCUUGCUGCCAUGGCUAAGGGCACUACAAAGCUUACGAACAUGUUGCAUUCGGACGACACUCAGGUCAUGAUGGCUGCCUUGGAAGAACUCGGUGCAGCUACUUUUUCGUGGGAAGACAAUGGAGAAACGCUGGUUGUUAACGGAGGCGGAAAAUUCAAAACCCCUUCGAAGGAGCUUUACCUCAGUAACGCCGGUACCGCUGCUCGUUUCUUGACUACUGUUGCUGCUUUAGUUGGCGAGAAUGAACAAGGCGGCGAGGUUGUUUUGACCGGUAACCACCGGAUGAAGGUUCGUCCUAUUGGCCCAUUGGUUGACGCUUUGCGUGCCAAUGGAUGUUCCAUUAGCUACUUGGAACGCGAGGGUAGUCUUCCUUUGAAGAUGAUUCCCCAAAACGGUCUGCGCGGUGGUGUCAUUGAGCUUGCUGCCACUGUUUCCUCGCAAUAUGUCUCAUCGAUUCUCAUGUGUGCUCCUUACGCCCAAGAGCCCGUUACUCUUAAGCUUGUCGGCGGAAAGCCCAUCUCUCAACUCUACGUUGACAUGACUAUCGCUAUGAUGAAGGGCUUCGGCGUCAAUGUCGUCAAGUCUGAGACGGAGGCCUACACCUAUCACAUUCCCAAGGCCAACUACACGAGCCCUGGCGAUUAUGAAAUUGAGAGUGAUGCUAGCUCUGCAACUUACCCACUUGCCUUUGCUGCCAUUACCGGUACAAAAUGCACCGUUCCCAAUAUUGGUAGCGCAUCUCUUCAAGGUGAUGCUCGUUUUGCCCGUGACGUUUUGGCUCCUAUGGGCUGUACCGUCGAACAAACUCCUACGAGUACAACCGUUCAAGGUCCCCCCAUGGGUCAAUUAAAGCCAUUGGAAAGCGUCGACAUGGAAACUAUGACUGAUGCCUUCCUGACCGCUACUGCUUUGGCUGCUGUUGCUUGCAACUCCUCUGGUAACGAGCACAUCACCCGUAUUACUGGUAUCGCCAACCAAAGAGUCAAGGAAUGCAACCGUAUCGCUGCUAUGGUUCACGAACUCGCAAAGUUCGGAGUGAAGGCCGGUGAACUGGAGGAUGGUAUUUUCAUUCACGGUCAGUCUUACAAGGAUUUGAAGACCCCCGAAGAAGGUAUUUAUACUUAUGAUGACCAUCGGGUUGCUAUGGCUUUCAGUAUUCUUACUCUUGUCACUCCCAAGCCGACAGUCAUUCUCGACAAGGCUUGUGUGGUUAAGACCUGGCCUUACUGGUGGGAUGUUUUGCGCAACUCCUUCAAGAUUAAACUGGCUGGCGUUGAAUCCAAGGAGACGGUCAAGUCUGUUAAGCUCACCAGAUCCCGCGCUUCCGUCAUCCUUAUUGGUAUGCGUGGUGCUGGAAAAACUACUAUUGGUAGCAUUAUUGCCGGCCAGUUGAACAUGAAGUUCUUGGAUUUGGAUCAAGAGCUUGAAAAGAAGCUGAACACAACCAUCCCCGAUCUUGUUAACACUCGUGGUUGGGAUGACUUCCGUCAAGAGGAAUUACAAGUUUUGCAAGAAUUCAUUGACACCAAGUCUUCUGACUUUGUUGCUGCAUGCGGCGGGGGAAUUGUCGAGACUCCUGCUGCCCGUGAAUUGCUUUGCAAGUAUGUCAAGGAAGGCGGCAUCGUGCUCCAUAUCCAUCGUAACCUUGAUCAAGUUUUGUCUUACCUUUCCAUUGACAAGUCUCGUCCUGCUUAUGCUGAUCGUGAAAGCACCAAGAAUGUUUACCUUCGUCGUCAUCAAUGGUACCUUGACUGUAGAUCCCAUGACUUCGUCAGCCCCACCAUUGAGUCAGGAAAUGUUCAAAGCAAGCUUGAGACUAGUAUGUCUCGCUUCUUGCGCGUGGUUACGGGCAAGAGCACCUGGUUCGAAAAGGCCAUUCAAAAACCUCACUCUUUCUUCCUUUCUCUCACUUUCCCUAACAUUAAUGAUGCCAUUUCCUUCUUGCCUGAGGCCAUCAUUGGCUGUGAUGCCGUAGAAUUGCGCGCUGAUCUCUUGGAAGACCCUAACUCUACUACUGGUUAUCCUUCCGUUGAAUUCGUUGCCGAGCAAUUCGCUACCCUUCGUGCCGCUAUCGACUUGCCCAUUAUUUUCACUGUGAGAUCCAAGGAUCAGGGUGGACGCUUCCCCAAUGCUAAUGAGAGCGAAGCUGUCGAGCUGAUGUUGGCUGCACUUCGCUGGGGCGUUGAUGUUCUUGAUCUUGAGCUUGGAUGGUCUACUGAGUCGUUGCAAGCUAUUUACGCUCGCAAGGAAAACACAAAAAUUAUCACUUCGUGGCAUGACACUGCUCAACGUUGCUCUUGGGCACAACCCGAUGAAUGGUUGCAAAAGCUUGAUAUGGCUACUGCCUUUGGCGAUGUUGUGAAGUUUGUUGGUAUUGCUAAGUCUAUGCAAGAUAACUUCGAUCUUGAAAAGUUCCGCAAAUCCUUCAAGGGAUAUACGAACAAGCCUUUGAUUGCCAUCAACAUGGGCACUGUUGGUCAACUUUCUCGCGUCUUCAACAACGUUCUCACCCCUGUAACUAGCCCUGCUCUUCCUUAUAAGGCUGCCCCCGGACAACUGAGUGUCAGACAAAUCAUUACGGCUUUGAGUUUGAUGGGCUCAAUUUCUCCAAAAAAGUUCUAUCUUUUCGGUACCCCAAUUCAACACUCUAAAUCGCCUAUUUUGCACAAAACUUGCUAUGACUUGACUGGCCUGCCCUAUACUUACGAUCUUUUUGAGACUGAAAGUGUCGAGGGUGUGAAGGAUGUUCUUUCUCAACCAGACUUCGGCGGUGCUAACGUUACAAUCCCAUACAAGUUGGACAUUUUGCAAUACUUGGAUGAGUUGAGUGAUGAGGCCAGAUUCUUGGGUGCUGUCAACACUGUCGUUCCCAUCAGUGAGAAUGGCAAGAGAAAGCUCCGUGGUGACAACACCGAUUGGCGCGGUAUUGUUCGCACCUUUGUCCGUGCUGGUGCUAAUAACCUGAAUGGUAAGAAUGCAUUGGUCAUCGGUGCCGGUGGUACUAGCCGGGCUGCUAUUUUCGCGAUGCACAAGCUUGGAGCUAAAAACAUUUACCUCUUGAACCGUACUUUGGUGAAUGCGGAAAAGGUUAAGGCUGUUUUCCCCGAAGAGUAUAACGUGAAGGUGAUCGACCACACGAAACAAUCCGAGAUUUCCGAGUGGACCAAGUUGCAAGUUGCAGCUGUCGUGUCCACUGUACCUGCCGACCGCCCCCUUCCCGAGUCUGUCAGCAAAGUUAUUGACGCAUUACUGAGCGAAAUUCCAGCUCAGAAGAAAGAACAAUAUGUAUUUUUGGAUAUGGCUUACAAGCCAUUGAAUACUCCCUUGAUGAGUGUUGCUUCUAAACACGGCUAUACAUGCAUCAAUGGUCUUGAAGUUUUGCUUCAACAGGGACUCGCGUCCUUUGAGAUUUGGACUGGUCUUGCCGUCCCAUUCGAACACGUUUUUGGACUUUACAUGGUGCUUUGUGCCAAGGAACACAACUAGAUUUUAAAAAAAAUAGCGAUUUAAGUGAGUUUCCUCUAACGAUAAUCUCCUUCGAUUUUACUCAACUACAUACUUGCUAAUUUGCUGCAAAGUGCAUCCGUACUGAUAUAACAUUUGAUCCACUGAGGGUGAGGAAAAUGGACGCACUUCUGUGACAAAUCUACCAAUACCACGCAAAUCCAC
Molecule: messenger RNA, 5073 nt
Organism: Schizosaccharomyces japonicus yFS275
Lineage: Eukaryota; Fungi; Ascomycota; Schizosaccharomycetes; Schizosaccharomycetales; Schizosaccharomycetaceae
Product: pentafunctional aromatic polypeptide Aro1
Exons: 1
Coding region: 136-4890 (1584 amino acids)
Biological process (GO): chorismate biosynthetic process; aromatic amino acid biosynthetic process; carboxylic acid biosynthetic process
Cellular component (GO): cytoplasm
Molecular function (GO): shikimate 3-dehydrogenase (NADP+) activity; catalytic activity; 3-dehydroquinate dehydratase activity
Source: RefSeq, a predicted model, not a curated record